This is a messenger RNA of Anneissia japonica, 1745 nucleotides long. Its product is annotated as isoaspartyl peptidase/L-asparaginase-like. The annotation marks the transcript as partial. NCBI's taxonomy places the organism in Eukaryota, Metazoa, Echinodermata, Crinoidea, Comatulida, Comatulidae. The transcript is spliced from 6 exons. Gene Ontology annotation, molecular function: asparaginase activity. The record is from RefSeq and is a predicted model, not a curated record.
UUGGUUCACGGAGGAGCGUGGGCAGUUCCUGAUAGUUUACGAGAUGCAGUUAACUGUGGGAUUCAAAGAGAAGUACGAAAAGGUUAUAAAGUUCUCCUGGAAAAAGAUUCUGCAUUAGAUGCCAUAGAAGAAGUUGUUCGAGCCUUGGAGGAUGAUCCAUGUUUUAAUGCAGGAACUGGUUCUGUUUUGACUGUUAAUGGUGAUAUAGAAAUGGAUGCCAUGAUAAUGGACGGCAGAGGUCUGCAGACAGGGGCAGUAACAUGUGUACAAAACAUUAAAAAUCCUGUUUCUUUAGCUCGACUGGUUAUGGAAAAGACUGAUCAUACUCUGCUUGCUGGAAAGGGCGCUAAUCGGUUUGCUGAAAAGCAAGGUGUUCAGCAAGUGAGCAAGGAACAGCUUAUUAGCAAGACGGCAAUUGAGAGAUUGGAAAAAUAUAAGAAGUAUAGCCUAGCAGUCAGUGAUCUUUUCAGAGAAGGCAAAGGUCAUGACACUGUUGGGGCUGUAGCAGUGGAUUCGUUGGGCAAUGUCGCUUCGGCCACGUCCACAGGUGGAAUCACUGGAAAAGAAGCUGGAAGAGUCGGUGAUUGUCCAUUAGUAGGUUGUGGUGAAUAUUGUGAUAACAAAAUUGGCGCAGUGUCAUCAACUGGACACGGCGAGUCCAUCAGCAGGGUGGUCCUAGCUAAAACUAUCAUUAUGUACAUGCAACAAGGAUUGAGCUCUCAAGAAGCAGCUGAGAAAGCAUUGUCUGUCAUGACCCAAAGAGUUCAAGGGUCAGGAGGUGUAAUAGUGGUCAGCAACACCGGUGACAUAGGAAUUUCGUUUACAACUGAGCGAAUGUCCUGGGCAUCAAUGCAGAAUGAUCAGUUGUGUUACGGACUGGAUCCUGGUGAAAAUAAUAUUGCUACAAUAAGCAAUAUAUGAAACUUGUUAUGCUGUUCGAAUGUUCAAUAUUUAAAGGCUCCUAUAAAUUUAAUGCCAUUAUUUUUUAAAAGAUUGUUAAAUUUUAAAGUAGAUACAAGUAUAUUUUAGUCAUUUCAAUACAAUUAAAAGCAAAUAUGUCAAUUGUCUUAAAACAAAAUUGCAAUUCUUUUAAAGUUGACAUUUAGAAAUACUCACCAAAUUCUUGUAUGUAACUAUAUAAAUGUCAUUUAGUGGAUUUUAUGUAAAUAUACCAUAUAUUCUCGCGUAUAAGGCGAUCUGCAUUUAAGACGAUUCUAGAGUUUGAAAAGAUUUUUUUUUUAUGGCGGCGUGUAAGACGACCCUCUGUUUCACCUUCGAAAUUCCUACUUUUUGCUGCUUUUUAUGGUCUUUCGCAUCUAGGUGGCAAAAAAACAGAGCAUCAAAUUUCACUGCAUCUAAAAUUGUGUUCAUUCAGCUUUAGUAGCUCAUCUUAAAUUUUUAAUUUUUAAUUUGCAUGUUAUGGAAAAUCCGAAUAAAAAAAUGUGUAUGUAUUGCGCAAUGUAAGACAUCCCAUCUUUCGAUCGUAAUUUGCUUUUUUAAGUUUCAUUAUACAAGAAUACAGAGUAAUUAAACUUCAUACCUAUUUCAAUCGGUGAAUCAAUGAAUUAAAGAUUUUUUUUCAAAAGAAUUAUUGCGUUGUAGGUAAAUGAAACACUAAAAUGAUUUGUUAAUUACUUUUUUAAUGUACAAAAUAUAGCCUAGAAUUUUCAUCAUCAAUAUUUGUAUGUAGCAGUUUCCCCAUGUUGUGUACUUAUAAUAAAGAUCAUUUUAUUUAAAAAAAUAUA